Sarcophilus harrisii (Tasmanian devil) is the source of this 3448-nucleotide messenger RNA. RefSeq names its product mitogen-activated protein kinase kinase kinase 11 (gene MAP3K11). The coding region runs from base 105 to 2615 and encodes 836 amino acids. The record is from RefSeq and is a predicted model, not a curated record. Gene Ontology annotation, molecular function: protein binding; JUN kinase kinase kinase activity; ATP binding. Gene Ontology annotation, cellular component: centrosome. Gene Ontology annotation, biological process: microtubule-based process; protein phosphorylation; positive regulation of apoptotic process. The transcript is spliced from 10 exons. NCBI's taxonomy places the organism in Eukaryota, Metazoa, Chordata, Mammalia, Dasyuromorphia, Dasyuridae.
CCCGGGGGCCCCGGCGCGCCAUGCGGGGGCCCCGGGGCAGCGGUCGGGGCUUCCCUGGGCCUCGGUUUCCCCCUCCCUCGCAAUGAGGCGCCGGUUUUAGCCCGAUGAGCCCCCCCAGAAUGGAGCCGCUGAAGAACCUGCUCCUCAAGAGCCCCCUGGGGACGUGGAGCGGCGGGGGGCGGGCCGAGGGCGCCCCCAAGACCGCCUACUCCAACCCGGUGUGGACAGCGCUCUUCGACUACGAGGCGAGCGGCCGCGACGAGCUGACGCUGCGCAAAGGGGACCGGGUGGAGGUGCUGUCCCGGGACGCGGCCAUCUCCGGGGACGAGGGCUGGUGGGCGGGCAAGGUGGGCGACCAGGUGGGCAUCUUCCCCUGCAACUACGUGUCCCGGGGCAGCGCCCCCCAGCCCGAGGUGGCCCGCUUCCAGGAGCUGCGCCUGGAGGAGGUGAUCGGGGUGGGCGGCUUCGGCAAGGUCUACCGGGGCAGCUGGAGGGGCGAGCUGGUGGCCGUCAAGGCCGCCCGCCAGGACCCCGACGAGGACAUCAGCGUGACGGCCGAGAGCGUCCGCCAAGAGGCUCGCCUCUUCGCCAUGCUGGCGCACCCCAACAUCAUCGCGCUCAAGGCCGUGUGCCUGGAGGAGCCCAACCUGUGCCUGGUGAUGGAGUACGCCGCCGGAGGCCCCCUCAGCCGGGCGCUGGCCGGCCGCCGCGUCCCCCCUCACGUGCUGGUCAACUGGGGGGUGCAGAUAGCCCGGGGGAUGCACUACCUGCACUGUGAGGCUCUGGUGCCCGUCAUCCACCGGGACCUCAAGUCCAACAACAUCCUGCUGCUGCAGCCCGUGGAGGGGGACGAUGUGGAGCACAAGACCCUGAAGAUCACGGACUUCGGCCUGGCCCGCGAGUGGCACAAGACCACUCAGAUGAGCGCCGCGGGUACCUACGCCUGGAUGGCCCCCGAAGUCAUUAAGGCUUCCACCUUCUCCAAGGGCAGCGAUGUCUGGAGCUUCGGGGUGCUGCUGUGGGAACUGCUGACCGGAGAAGUGCCUUACCGCGGCAUCGACGGCCUGGCCGUGGCCUAUGGCGUCGCCGUGAACAAGCUGACGCUGCCCAUCCCCUCCACCUGCCCCGAGCCCUUUGCCCAGCUCAUGGCCGACUGCUGGGCACAGGACCCCCACCGCCGGCCCGACUUCUCGGUCAUCUUGCAACAGCUGUCGGCCCUGGAAGCCCAGGUGUUGCGGGAAAUGCCCCGGGACUCCUUCCACUCCAUGCAAGACGGCUGGAAGCGGGAGAUCCAGGGUCUCUUCGAUGAGAUCAGAGCAAAGGAAAAGGAGCUGCUCAGCCGGGAGGAGGAGCUGACCCGGGCGGCGCGGGAGCAGCGCUCUCAGGCCGAGCAGCUGCGGCGGCGCGAACACCUGCUGGCGCAGUGGGAGCUGGAGGUGUUCGAGCGCGAGCUGACCCUGCUCCUGCAGCAGGUGGACCGAGAGCGGCCGCACGUGCGCCGCCGCCGGGGCACCUUCAAGCGCAGCAAGCUGCGGGCGCGGGACGGCGGCGAGCGCAUCAGCAUGCCUCUGGACUUCAAGCACCGGAUCACCGUGCAGGCCUCUCCGGGCUUGGACAGGAGGAAAAACGUUUUCGAAGUCGGGGCCGGGGACUCGCCCACCUUCCCACGCUUCAGGGCCAUCCAGUUGGAACCCGCGGACACGGGGCAGGUUUGGGGCCGCCAGUCCCCGCGCCGCCUGGAAGACUCGGGAGGUGGGGAGCGCCGGCAGUGCUGGGCCUGGGGACCCGGGUCCCCCAAGCCCGGGGAGGCUCAGAAUGGGAGGAGACGGUCCCGAAUGGACGAGACCACCUGGUACCUGGACUCCAAUGACCCAUCCCCCCUGGGGUCCCCAUCCACUCCUCCCGCGCUCAACGGCGACGUCCGCCCCCCAGAGCCAGAGGAGCCGCGCCGCCAGGGCACCUCGGACCGCAGCGGGACCCCCAAGAUCAUCCAGCGGGCCCUGCUCCGGGGAACAGCUCUGUUGGCCUCCCUGGGCCUGGGCCGGGACCUGCAGCAGGCUGGGAGCGGAGCCCGAGACAAGGGGGAUGCCACCCCCGAAGAGGCGUCGUCCCCCCCCUCCCCUCUCAUUCGCUUUUCUCCCAAAACUCCGGACGCCCCACCCUCUCCCGCGAGCCCGGACCCUGUGGUGCCUCCCAGCCCCCCUCUGCUUGAUCUGGGAACCCCCGGGGGGCAGCCCUUUGCCAAAAGCCCCCGUCGAGAGGAAGAGACUCGGGGCGGGGCUGUCUCCCCCCCUCCUGGGGCCUUCCGUUCCCCCCCCGGCACCCCCCGGUCCCCAACGCUGGGCCUCAUCGGCAGGCCCCGGCCCUCACCCCUCCGGAGCCGCAUCGACCCAUGGAGUUUUGUGUCCACCGGACCCCGGCCGUCCCCACUUCCGUCUCCUCAGCCUGCCCCCCGCCGAGCCCCUUGGACCCUGUUCCCAGACUCGGACCCCUUCCGGGACCCCCAACCCUUCAACCCUUUUGGCCCAGAGUUUCCCCAGAACAACAGAGCCCAGACCAAAGACAUGGGGGGCCAGGCUCCUUGGGGUGCCACAGAGCCAGAGGGGAGCCCCUGAGUAAGGGGGGCAAGGUGUACCCCACGGUGAGGUGGGAGUGUCUCGGCGCCUUUUGGGGAGGCAGGUGCCCCCUGUGGGACCUUCAGCCAGAGGGAGGCCCUCUGCAGGAAUCACUGUAUACACUGGAAAAGGAGAAAGGGGCCAGACCCCCAAAAGGCCACUAGAUCCACGGGGCUGAUGGCCCCUGCCCUCUUAUUUCCCUGGUCCCUCCGGAAGGGACUGAGCAGUCUCUCGGAGCGAGGGCCCGUUGGCAACUGCCUCAGUUUAUCCCAGAGGCUCUGGGUUCCCUCGAAGGUGGCCCUUUUCUUUAGAGGGGAGCGCAGAAGAUGGGGAUGAAGCCUCCCUGCCCUGGAACACUACGCUGCACCUGAAGCCUUAACACUGGACACUGGGGGAGUCCGGAGGGCAGUUGGGGGCGCCCCUGCCUCUCCCAGCCCCCUGCAAGGUCCCCAGGGACCUCCGGAGCCAUCCCCUUGCCCCUCUUCUUCCCCCUGGGGCUCAACACUGUAACUGGCUGGUUUGGGGGGCACCAGAACCUGUCUCAGGGAAUCACUGUCCACCCUUCCCCCAGUCUGGGGGUGGGGGGAGGCAGGGAGUGCAAAGUCACGUGGUUGUGGCCCCUGGGGGGGGGAGAGGCGCAGGACUGGGCCGUCCGGGAGGAGCCUCGGGGCCCUUGGGAGCGGGUCCCCCCCAUGUUUCCCCACACCAGUGGCCCCGGGGACGCGGCCAAGGGCUUCCCAUGGGGGCUUAGUGCCAAACACUCCACCUCCCAGCCCUGGUCUGCAGAUCACGGCCUCGAGUGCUACUGAAACCAAAUAAACUCUUCAGCUGUC